Messenger RNA from Hirundo rustica (Barn swallow), 4017 nucleotides. RefSeq names its product nascent polypeptide associated complex subunit alpha (gene NACA). Gene Ontology annotation, biological process: protein targeting to membrane. NCBI's taxonomy places the organism in Eukaryota, Metazoa, Chordata, Aves, Passeriformes, Hirundinidae. Gene Ontology annotation, cellular component: cytoplasm; nascent polypeptide-associated complex. The transcript is spliced from 9 exons. The coding region runs from base 67 to 3903 and encodes 1278 amino acids. The record is from RefSeq and is a predicted model, not a curated record.
CCCGGAAGUCGCGCUGCCCUCUCGGUCUCUUUCCGCCGCCAUCUUGGGCCCCGCUCCCCGCACAAAAUGCCCGGCGAAGCCACAGAAACCGUCCCGGCCACGGAGCAGGAGCUGCCGCAGCCUCAGGCAGAGACAGCUGUUCUUCAUGCUGCUCAUUCCCCACCUCUGACUCCAUCUCCAUCCGCCCAGGCUGUCCCGGCGCAGCCGCCCAGCGCUGCCACGGCUCUGCCGGGCCCCGUGUCCCCCCCCGUGGUGCCGGCUGCGGCCAUCCCCGUGUUCUCCGUGCCCCCUCAGCCCCCUGCGCCGGCUCUGCCGGGCCCGGCCACUGCUGCCCCUCCUCCAGCUCUGCAGUCCCCGGUGGGUUUUGCGGCCCCAGGAUCUCCAGGGCCUGCCCCAGUUAGCCCAGCGUCUCCAGGAUUCCCAGCUCCAGUGGCUCCUCUUGCCCUCCCAGUGAGCCCUAGUUCUCUCCCAGCUGCUCUCACCUCUCCUAUGAAAACCACUCCUGCUGCUGCCUCUGUGGGAGCUGCACCUCUGACCCCUCUCCCUGCCUCUGGAGCAGCCCCAGCCCCUGGAGCAGCCCCAGCCCCUAUCCUGCCUCCCCCAUCCCGUCCCCUUCUGGCAUCUCCCCCACCUGUGUCUCCCACUUUGCUGCCUGCUCCCACCAUGUGUCCCCAGAGCCCAGGAUCACCCCCACUUCCCACAGUCCCGGUGUCUCCUGGAAUUCCUGCUGCCACCCCGCUGGCUUCUGUUCCUGCCUCUCCCCGAGCCCCAGCUCCAACUCCAGCCCUGGUCAGCGCCAUCUCUCCCCCCGUCUUCCUGGCUGCCCCCAAAGCUCCCUUGUCACCCCCUAUCCCUCUGCUGCCAGCUGGGGCAUCCCCUGGGCAUCCUGCUGCUGCCCCAGUCUCACCACUGCUCCCAGUUGCUCCUUCUGGUGCCAAGGCCUGUCCUGGGAGCCCAGCCCCUCGGGCAGCGCCUGUGGCUGCAGCAGCCCCGGUGGGAGCUGCCAUCUCUGUCCCAGGGCCUCCAGCCACCCCUCCUGUGCCUAAAACACCUCCUGCUGUCCCUGUCACACCGCCUGUGGCAGCUCCAGCCACCCCUCCUGUGCCUAAAACACCUCCUGCUGCCCCUGUCACACCGCCUGUGGCAGCUCCAGCCACCCCUCCUGUACCUAAAACACCUCCUGCUGCCCCUGUAACACCGCCCGUGGCAGCUCCAGCCACCCCUCCUGUGCCUAAAACACCUCCUGCUGCUCCUGUGACACCACCCAUGGCAGCUCCAGCCACCUCUCCUGUGCCUAAAACACCUCCUGCUGCCCCUGUAACACCACCCGUGGCAGCUCCAGCCACCCCUCCUGUGCCUAAAACACCUCCUGCUGCUCCUGUCACACCGCCUGUGGCAGCUCCAGCCACCCCUCCUGUGCCUAAAACACCUCCUGCUGCUCCUGUAACACCACCCGUGGCAGCUCCAGCCACCCCUCCUGUGCCUAAAACACCUCCUGCUGCCCCUGUCCCACCGCCUGUGGCAGCUCCAGCCACCCCUCCUGUGCCUAAAACACCUCCUGCUGCCCCUGUAACACCACCCGUGGCAGCUCCAGCCACCCCUCCUGUGCCUAAAACACCUCCUGCUGCCCCUGUAACACCACCCGUGGCAGCUCCAGCCACCCCUCCUGUGCCUAAAACACCUCCUGCUGCUCCUGUCACACCACCCGUGGCAGCUCCAGCCACCCCUCCUGUACCUAAAACACCUCCUGCUGCCCCUGUAACACCACCCGUGGCAGCUCCAGCCACCCCUCCUGCGGCCAAAGCAGCUCCUGGGAGCCCGGUCGCUGCCCCCUCUGUCCCUGUCCCACCGCCCAUGUCACCUCCACCCUCUCCAGCUGCUCCUCCCUCAGCCAAAGCUGCACCCAAGGGCUCUGUUGCUGCCUCAGCUGCUGCUCCAGCUCCCCCCAUCCCACCUCCAGCCACCCCACCUGCAGCCAAAACUGCUCCCAAGAGCCCUGUUGCUGCUCCCCCAUCCCCUGCCACCCCAGCUCCUGCAGCUCCACCAGCUCCAGAUGCUCCCCAAGCAAAACAGCCCAACAAAAUGGCAGCCAAAGCACCCCCAAAGAGCCCUGCCAAAGCUACCCCUGCUGAGGACAAAGCAUCCCCAAAGAGCCCUGCCAAAGCCACCCCAGCUCCAGCCACCCCUGCUGAGGACAAAGCACCCCCAAAGAGCCCUGCCAAAGCCACCCCAGCUCCAGCCACCCCUACUGAGGACAAGGCACCCCCAAAAAGCCCUGCCAAAGCCACCCCUACUGAGGAGAAGGCACCCCCAAAAAGCCCUGCCAAAGCCACCCCAGCUCCGGCUUCCCCUGGAGGAGCCAAAAAGUCUCCCAAGGGCAGCCCUGUCACUGCCCCAUCUGCUCCUGUGGCUCCAGCUGCCCCUGCUGAGGCCAAAGCCACCUCAGCGCCACCUGUCCCUCCAGCAGCCAAGACACCCCCAAAGAGCCCUGCCAAAGCCACCCCCGCCCCAGCCACUCCUGCUGAGGCCAAAACACCCCCAAAGAGCCCUGCCAAAGCCACCCCAGCUCCAGCAGCCUCUGCUGAGGCCAAAACACCUCUGGCUCCUGCCCAAGUGCCUCCCAAGAGCCCUGUUGCAGCCACCCCAGCUCCUAGUGUCCCCCCAGCAGCCAAAACACCCCCAAAGAGCCCUGCCAAAGCCACCCCAGGUCCAGCGGCCCCUGCUGCAGCCAAAGGUCCCUCCAAAAGCCCUGCUGAGGCCAAGGCAGCCCCAAAAAGCCCUGUCAAAGCCACCUCAGCACCAUCCACCCCUGCUGAGGCCAAGGCAGCCCCAAAAAGCCCUGUCAAAGCCACCCCAGCUCCCUCCACCGCUGCUGAGGCCAAGGCAGCCCCAAAAAGCCCUGUCAAAGCCACUCCUCCUGCUGCUGCAGCCAAAGGACCCUCCAAAAGCCCUGCUGAGGCCAAGGCGCCUCCAAAGAGCCCUGUUAAGGCCACUCCAACUCCUGCAGCUCCAACCCCAGCUCCUGCUCCGGCCGCGGGUGCCCCUCCAAAGCCCCCAGCCCCUGCGAAAGCAGACAGCGGCCGUCCCAGCUGUGCCCCCGGCGCUCCCCCUGCCAAGAAGCAGCAGCCCCUCGCCAAUAACAAGGCGGCCAAGCCGGCCGCUUGCCCUCCCCAGCCCAAACCUCCCUCGAAGGCCGCGCUCGGCGCUGACGACGAGGACCUGCCGCCUCUGCUCCCCCCCGAGCCGCCCGUGCUGCUGGAGCUCUCUCCUCCCGCGGGGCUCCCGGCCCCCGUGGCGCCUCAGCCCGUCCUCAAGAAUGACAAGGGGUCUGGCACAGAGUCUGACAGCGAUGAAUCCGUACCAGAGCUCGAAGAGCAGGACUCCACACAGGCCACGACACAGCAGGCACAGCUCGCGGCAGCAGCCGAAAUAGACGAAGAACCCGUCAGCAAAGCAAAACAGAGCCGGAGCGAGAAGAAAGCUCGGAAGGCAAUGUCCAAGCUGGGCCUUCGCCAGGUGACAGGAGUCACCAGAGUCACCAUCCGGAAAUCCAAGAACAUCCUCUUUGUCAUCACAAAGCCAGACGUGUACAAGAGCCCGGCGUCAGACACCUACAUCGUCUUCGGCGAGGCCAAGAUCGAAGACCUGUCCCAGCAGGCUCAGCUGGCGGCCGCCGAAAAGUUCAAAGUGCAAGGAGAACCUGUUUCCAACAUCCAGGAAAACACACAGACCCCCACCGUGCAGGAGGAGAGCGAGGAAGAGGAGGUUGACGAAACCGGCGUGGAGGUGAAAGACAUCGAGCUGGUGAUGUCGCAGGCGAACGUGUCGCGGGCAAAGGCCGUGAGAGCCCUCAAGAACAACAGUAACGACAUUGUAAACGCGAUAAUGGAGCUGACGAUGUAGCCGCCGGAGGGAGGAGCCUUUUUUGGUGUUUCAGAGAAGAGUAAAAUACAACCAAAUUUAAAAUUUGUACUAUUUCUAUCGGUUAAUAAAAGUUGUGGCUUAUUGUUGGUGAAA